CAAUCCAAUCAGAGGCGGUCGCGUUAGGAGGCGGCCAAUGAGGCCGAGCGAGCUCUCGGGGGUUAGUGGCGGUUAAAAUUCGAACAUGGAUGGAAAAGAAACCUAGGCUGGGGAGCUUAGGGGUGGCGUUUAGAUAACCAGCUCCUGACACUGAGCGAGAGCCUUUCAGAGUUGCACUCUAUUUUCUCCUGGGUAAGGCCACGCAAGAGGCGUUUGUAAUCCUGGAGUGACACAGCCAAGCUUUGCGGUCUUGUGAGCUGCAGAAAAGCAUAAAAGGCAGUUUACUAUGUCUCUGGAUGGGAACGAGUGGGAGCUGAGCAAGGAGAAUGUGCAGCCUCUGAGACAGGGGCGAGUGAUGGCUACUUUGCAAGAAGUUCUGGCUCAGCAGGAUGUUUCCACCCAUCCAGCCAUCCAGCAGCAAAAGCGGGAAUUUGAAUCUGAAAUUCGCUUUUAUUGUGGAGAUGAUCCACUUGAUGUGUGGGACAGGUAUAUCAAAUGGACAGAGCAAACCUUUCCUCAAGGUGGUAAAGAGAGCAACCUUUCUGUUGUCUUGGAGAGAGCUGUUAAAGCACUGAAUGAACAGCAGAGAUAUUAUCAAGACCCCCGCUACCUUAGCCUCUGGCUUAAAUUUGGAAGCUGUUGUAGUGAACCUUUGGACCUAUAUAGCUAUCUGCAUAGCCAGAAGAUAGGCACAUCACUGGCACAACUCUACAUCACUUGGGCAGAGGAACUUGAGGAAAGAGGGAAUUAUAAGAAAGCUGACUUGAUAUUCCAGGAUGGGCUACUAUGCAAAGCUGCACCUUUGGAUAAACUACUGUCGCAUCACAGGCAGUUCCAGGCCCGUGUGUCUCGACAGAUCUUGCAAGAUCUAGAUGAAGACCAUGAUGGAGAAGAGGAGCUGGGUGCUUUUGCUUCUGAACCCCAAAGAGCCACACUGGCAGAACUGAAGGGGAGAGGAAAGAAAAUGGUGAAAGCGCCAGUCAGCCGUGUAGGAAAUGCUGUGAAGCUCCCAAGCCAAGGACAGAGACUCCAAAACUCAUCUCAGCAAGCAUCAAAUCACCCAAGCUUUGCUGUUUUUGAUGAAAACAAAGUUGUUGCUGCUCCUAGAGCUGAGCUUCCUGCACUUGUACCACAGCCGUGGGUUGCGCCUCCAGCAGUAAAAGCAAAGGAGAAUGAAUUGCAAGCAGGCCCUUGGAAUAUAGGCAGGCAUCCUCGGAGCAAUUUGGAUUCUGGUACGGUGACUCCUGCUUUUGUCCCCAGUUUUACUCCAUAUGUUGAAGAGUCUGCACAGCAACAAACCAUGACUCCUUGUAAAAUAGAGUCUAGCAUAAACUCUGUACUAAGUGCUCGCAAGCCUGGAAAGGAGGAGGAUCCCUUGCAUCGUGUGCAAAGCCAUCAGCAGGAUGGUCAGGAAAAGAAAGAACAGCCAAUGUAUUGUAAAGAGAAAGUGUAUGCUGGAGUGGAAGAGUUUUCCUUGGAGGAGAUCAGAGCUGAAACCUACAGAAAGAAAGCAAAAAAGAGAAGAGAAGAAGAACUACAGACCAUAGCACAGAAAAAAGCUGAGUUACAGAGGAAAAUUGAGGAGAUGGAGAAGAUAGUGAGAGAGCAGCAAGAAAACGAUAAGCAGAGAUCAUGUGCACAGCAAGAAGAGGAGCAGGAACCUGUCCGUGUGCCUUCUGACACAGCAGAGGCUCUCAAGCCUUCUUUAACUGAAAGACAACUCUCUCUGACAGAUAAUGAAGCAUUUGAAGGACAUUGUUCAGACUGUUUUUCCUUGAAAAGCAAUCUUGAACUGGAUGAAAAUGUUCAACACAAGAAGUCAAGCUCUAGUGAUUCUGAGAUUCCUCCUGCAGUGAAUCCUCCAAUGACUUUCUCUAUAUUUGUUGAGGCAUCUACUUUAGAAAAUGAGAGUACCAGUCUUUCAACUGGCCCUCCAGUGUUACAUGCCAGACGUCCUCUUGCAGUUCGCACACCUUCUGAAAGUAUUGCUGCCCAGGAAAACAUACCUCCUGAAAACUCUGGUGAACUCAAUGGAAUUGAACCCUUGAGUGAAGAUGCAAUUGUUACAGGCUCAUAUAAGAACAAAACUCUCUGCCCUAAUCCUGAGGACACCUGUGUCUUUGCUAGGGCUGCCCACCUGGCAUCAACCCCUUUCCAUGGGAUAACAGAACAGAGAAAACAACUUGAUGACAAAUCAAAGGAAGAAUGUCCGGAACCUAAGCCUACAUCUCUGAGCCAGCAGACAAUUGUUAGUGAGGAUCAGUAUGCUGACGCCCUCUUUGUGAAAAAGCUGAGCCCAAUUAUGGAGGCAAGUCAGGAAGAUACCAGAUCUUCUGCAUCUUCAGGUUCCCCUACACAAAUCUCCACUAUCAAAUUUCAACAAAUCCCAGAGAAGCUAGAGUUGGUUCAUACUUCCACUGAUGAAAUCGCCGGUGAUGUUGCAAAUGGCUCUAAUUAUUCUCCUGAGGGACUGUGGAAAGCAGCUCAGCAGCGUAGACAACUCUUACAACCUCUUCCAGACUUGUUGACAAAGUCUCCUGACUUUAAGUUAGAGGCUCAGCCUAUGCCUUGGAUGGAACUAGGAAAAGAAGUUCAUAUAGGGAAUUAUGUUUGUUGUGUCACUCGUGAGUAUUUGAUCAGUGAGGGUGAUAAGAUGUUUUUUGCUGUACCAGCCAACAUUGCACAUGAGGUCUCAACAGCAUUUUUAAUAAAGGUGCAUUCAGAGCCUCUGCCAUGGGACUUCUAUAUCUUGCUGCAACUCCAAGACCGUCUAGACACAGGGUUUGAUCAGAGCUUUAGUGAAAAGUGCUCUUGUUUCUUAUACCACAAUGGUUGUGUGAUUCUACAUAAGGAGAUAAACUGUUUUACUGUCCAGGAUAUGAUCCAGCAUUGUAAAGUUAUCCCGCAAGAAGUAGUUGUGCUGAUUGUUGACAAUCUCCUAGAAGUGGUGGAGAAAUUACAUAAAGUGAAGAUAGUCCAUGGAAAUCUGCAUCCAGGAACAUUGUUCUUGGGAGACAGAAUUUGCAAAUCGUUUGCCAUAGCUGAGACCACCAGCGCUCUGAAAAUAGUAGAUUUCUCUCACAGCUUUGACCUACAGCUACAGCCAGCAAUGAAUUCCCUGAAAAGCUUUCCAAUAGCUCAGAGCCAGAGUGGGCAGCAGAUCCUUGAUGAAAAAUCUCUUCCAUACCAGGUGGAUUUGCUUGGCAUUGCAGACAUAAUCCAUAAGCUAUUGUUCAGGGAACCCAUGCAAGUUUAUCAGGAGAAAGGCUACUGGAAAACUAGAAAAGACUUAUCCCAGUCUGUUGACAGUGAUUUGUGGAGUAAAUUAUUUGAAAGAACUCUAAAUGCAAAUGGAAAUUCUACUGUGUCUCUGCUGAGAGAACUAAGAGAAGAACUAAAUAGCAUGUUUGAUAGUUCUUUCCCAGAACGCCUCAGUGAUUCCUUGACAAAGCUGGAAGACUUUCUUAGUGUUGAAAAUGUAUUCCGACCUAGAGAAAUACCCUUUGUAAUUUCACCUGGUUUUUCUGCGCCCUUCUCCACUUCACCUCCAAAGCAAGUGAGAGUUCAUCUUGAUCCUUCCAGGUUAUAAACAAGUUGAACAGUUUCACAUUUAUUUCUUCAUGACUUGUUAAAAGAAUGCUAGCUGAUGCCUUAACUAUAUGAACAGAGCUCCUGUUCAUUGACAUACUCCCUGUGUCACAUUAAAACUUUAUGUAUAGCUACUAAAAUGUCUGUUUAAUAUCUAUCAUUUUGUGAUAUUUUGAGUUCUUCACCUUUGCAUUGAUGUAAAUAUGUAUCCUGUUCUAUCCAUUCCUUGUAAUCAUUUUUCAAUAAAUCUA
Molecule: messenger RNA, 3839 nt
Organism: Rhineura floridana
Lineage: Eukaryota; Metazoa; Chordata; Lepidosauria; Squamata; Rhineuridae
Gene: BUB1B
Product: BUB1 mitotic checkpoint serine/threonine kinase B
Exons: 23
Coding region: 287-3589 (1100 amino acids)
Biological process (GO): mitotic spindle assembly checkpoint signaling; meiotic sister chromatid cohesion, centromeric
Molecular function (GO): protein kinase activity
Source: RefSeq, a predicted model, not a curated record